This is a messenger RNA of Conger conger (European conger), 2468 nucleotides long. Its product is annotated as Ras-related protein Rab-33B-like. The record is from RefSeq and is a predicted model, not a curated record. Gene Ontology annotation, molecular function: GTP binding; GTPase activity. NCBI's taxonomy places the organism in Eukaryota, Metazoa, Chordata, Actinopteri, Anguilliformes, Congridae. The coding region runs from base 491 to 1198 and encodes 235 amino acids. Gene Ontology annotation, biological process: Rab protein signal transduction. The transcript has 2 exons. Gene Ontology annotation, cellular component: Golgi apparatus; endosome.
ACUAGCAGAUUCUGCAGGUACCACAGCUCUGGAGCUCAGAAGGUACAGUCUAGGUUGUCAGAUGGGAUAUCAUCCUUGGGAAUGGCAGAAGCUUAUUAGAGGAGUGAAACUGCCCUCAUAAUAAUCCCUGUGCAUUAGGGGAAAAUAUUUGCGCAUAAUCAACACUGUUGAAUUAUCUCCGGAGAUUCUAUUAAAAGGCACAAAGCAUAACAGCCUUUGAAAUUAUAAAACUGAACAUUUGAGUCUAUCUAUUUAUUUAUUUAUCAAUGUUGAAGUAGUAUCAAUAAUGCGCAGUGGUUUUGUUUAUAAGUUUGUACUUUCAAUGAUUAGUAUUGCAUUAAAAGUAUCUCUCAGUAUUUAUGCGUUUCAGUACUCGAAAGCAAUUGCAUGUUGAGAGUUAUUUAGUCGAAUAUAAAAACCGGCCGAAAACCUGCAGACUGACGUAGUUUUACAAAGAUUAAACUACUCUCGCGAGGAUUCGCGAUGGCGUAUGCGAGCCAUGGCAAAUGAAAACAAAAAUGAUCAUGGUUUCGUUACGGUGUACAAUAGAACAAGUUCUGCAAAGCAAUUGCACCGCGAAUAUGAUGGUCUCCAGACUCGAAUUUUUAAAAUUAUUGUUAUCGGGGAUUCGAAUGUAGGGAAAACGUGUUUAAGUUAUAGAUUUUGCGGGGGCCGUUUUCUUAAAAACCCUGAAGCUACAAUCGGAGUGGAUUUCAGAGAAAGGACUGUGGACAUUGAUGGCGAAAACAUCAAGCUGCAGAUAUGGGACACAGCAGGCCAGGAGCGUUUCCGCAAAAGCAUGGUGGAGCACUACUAUCGCAACGUCCACGCCAUCAUCUUCGUGUACGACAUCACCAAGCUCUCCUCCUUUGAGAGCUUGCCGGAGUGGAUCGAGGAGUGUGGCCGCCACUCCGUCCCUCCCAUGGUGCCCCGGAUCCUGGUGGGCAACAAGUGCGACCUGAAGGGCAGGGGGGAAGUGUCCACCACGCUGGCCCAACGAAUGGCCGAUGGUUACAACUUUCCCCUCUUCGAGACGUCCGCCAAGGACCCGGCGGAGAAGGAGCACGUGGAUGCCAUUUUCUUGACCCUGGCAUACAAGCUGAAGAACCACAAGCCUCUCAGGCUGAGGCAACCUGUUGAAUGCAGGCCAAUGGCUCUGUCUGAAGAGCAGGAGCUGGAGAGAACCUGUCUGUGUUGACACUACAGUCGCUAUUUUUCAAAUGUUAACUGACAUUUUUUUAAAUGGGGCCAGAUAUUUGCACUGUAGCAUAGCCUAGUUUGUGUAUAGACCCCUUUUCCAUCGUGUGUUGAGGCAUUGCGGGUCAGUUAUAAUGGCCAAGAGUUUGUUUUGGUUCAGAUCACUCAAAUCAAUGGGUAAAGUUUCUAAGAAAGCUGUAUUAGAGGUAUAGACAUUUCAAACUAUUGUGGCUGUGAAAUGAAUUGAAAAGAAUCCUGCUGCGUGGUUACAUCCUGGUCAUGGGACACUUGUUUUUGGGAGUUGGUUUCUUAUGUCCAAUGUGUGUUUGGGACCUUGUGAUUUCCAAUUAUCCUUUUUACCCCCCAUCAUAUCAUAUAGGAAUGCAGUACUGUAUCUCAGUUCACAACAGCUCAACCAUGCAGUGGAAAAAUUAUAUUUAAAAAUGUUUGGGUGUUAGUCCUUUUCACAAUGUUGUAAAAUGUUGAAUUUGAAUGUAGCAGCCUUAAAAUACUUUAAAGAGAAAUGCCUUUAUCACAAUUAGCAUUGCUGAGAUUUACUGUAUUUAUGUUUGAAUUUUUUUUUUUUCUGGUAUGACGUAAUAGAGGUAACCAAUGAGGGUUCCUGAAUGAGUGAAAGGGAUCUGUAGCUGAAUAUUUUAUAAUGGAUAUUGUCUUAGCAUGGUUUCCAUACAAUCCAGUAAUAAAAAUGCAAUAAUGCAAAUGUUGCUGCUAACUAGCCUGAAAAUAUUUAAUAAUUAUCCAGAGCAUUACAUAAGAAAAUGUGUCAAUUCUGAACAUAUUUACUGAGAAAUUGAUCAUGAAAAGUGAAUUGUUUUUAAAACUGCCACCUCAAUGCUAAGCAAUUUAUUAUUGGGUUAAACAAUAAGCGUUUGAUUAAUGACAAUAUAAAAAAAAAAUUAAAUGCUUGAGGUUGUAGUGAAGAUAAAAUAACUUUGGGGCACAUUUUGAAUUACAAUUUGAAUCCACAAUCAUUUUACCAUCAAUGCAUUACUGUACCAUAAAGAUGAAUGGAAAAUAUACCUAUAUUCAAAAUUGCUGUCAUCUUAAAUAAAAUAGGCCUAAAUUAUUCUCUGGAACAUACAUGUAAAAAAUAUACAGUAACAAAGUUGUACCAAUCUUUUUUUAUUGAACUAUACAAUGUUUGCAUAUUUACUGGUAUCUGUCACCCAUAUGUUUACACUAGAUUAUGUAAUUGGUACAUUUUGCAUGAAGGACGGGAAAUAAAUACAUUGAAGCAUUAUUCUGAAUUA